AUAUUGUCCUAUGCGUUUUGGUGGUAAAUGUGGUUUGAAUUUUGAAUCUUUGAUACCUUGCAAAUCAUAUUUGAGAGUGGGAAAGAGGGAAAGAGGGCCAAUUAUUGAAGAAAAUUUCUUCACUGUAUCUGGGACUUCGGAUAUAUGGUUAUCCAUUUUUAUCAGUGGAUUGCAGUUGUUGAAGAAAGAAGAUUUGGAGUGGUUUCGACAAAAAAGGAGGUGCUUCUUUUACCAUCAAAUCUGUAAGACAUGGUGGAAGACCUUGUACGCUAGGGGUGGACUGGCACGUGAAGGGCCUUAUCCAGUUCAGGCAUGUACAAUGCCUCAGGCUGUGCCCGGCUGUAAUCGUGAUGACGCCGUCUAGGCGCAGAACCUUAAGAAUAAGCCAGUUUGCUCAACUCCACAUAAUUUCAUCAGGGUGACUCACACCCAAUGUUUUGGUCGGCUAGGAUGUUUAAAUGAGUAAUUAUGAACCAAUUGAAGCAAAUACACGCGCACACACUUAGGAACGGUACAGAUUUUACGAAGUAUUUAAUUACCAAACUAUUGGAAAUCCCAAACAUACACUAUGCUCACAAAUUGUUUGAUAAUAUGCCUAAACCAACUCUUUUUCUCUACAACAAGCUCAUCCAAGCCUACUCUUGUUAUGGGCCUCAUUUUCAUUGCUUUUAUCUCUAUUCCCAGCUGCUGCACCAAGGGUACUCUCCUAAUGCACAUUCUUUUACCUUCCUUUUUGCUGCCUGUGCCAACCUUUCUUUCAACUUCCAAGGCCAAAUUCUUCAUGCUCAUUUCAUUCAAUUCGGUCUGCAGAGUGAUGUUUAUGCGCUAACUGCACUAGUUGACAUGUAUGCUAAAAUGGGUUUGGUGCAUUUUGCUCAAAAACAGUUUGAUGAGAUGAGUGUUAAGGACGUUCCGAGUUGGAAUUCUUUAAUUGCUGGGUACAUGAGGUGUGGGUUUUUGGACGAAGCUUCACGUUUGUUCUCGGAUAUGCCAUCGAGGAAUGUGAUUUCUUGGACUGCAAUGAUAUCAGGGUACUCGCAGAAUGGAAAAUAUCAGGAGGCUUUGGAAAUUUACUUGGAAAUGGAGAAGGGGGGAAUAGUGAGGCCUAAUGAAGUGACUAUUGCUAGUGUUCUUCCAGCUUGUGCAAAUCUUGGGGCAUUAGAGGUUGGACAGAGGAUUGAAGCUUAUGCACGAGCAAACGGUUAUUUCAAGAGUAUGUUUGUCUGCAAUGCAGUGCUGGAAUUGUACACAAGAUGUGGUAGAAUUGACAGAGCAUUGCAAGUUUUCGAUGACAUCGCUAAACAUAGAAAUUUGUGUUCUUGGAAUACUAUGAUCAUGGGUUUAGCUGUCCAUGGAAAAUGUGAUAAAGCUCUUGCAUUAUUUAACCAAAUGCUGGGAAAAGGAAUGACACCGGAUGAUGUCACAUUUGUAGGGACAAUCUUAGCAUGCACACAUGGAGGCAUGGUUGUGAAGGGCCGAGAACUCUUCAGUUUAAUGAAGAACAAGUUCUCCAUUCAUCCAAAGCUAGAACAUUAUGGAUGCAUGGUUGAUCUUCUAGGUCGUGCAGGAGAACUACAAGAAGCUUAUGACCUUAUACAGACUAUGCCAAUGAAACCUGAUUCCAUUGUUUGGGGAACUCUGCUUGGGGCAUGCAGUUUUCAUGGCAAUGUCGAGCUGGCUGAGAAAGCUGCCGAGUCUCUCUUUAAGUUGGAGCCAUGGAAUCCUGGUAAUUACGUGAUUCUUUCCAAUAUAUAUGCAAGAGCAGGAAAGUGGGAUGGAGUUGCAAAGUUAAGGAAGCUUAUGAAAGGCUCGAAUAUCACAAAAGCAGCUGGGUAUAGCUUGAUUGAGGAAGGAGGCAAAAUUCAUAAAUUCAUUGUAGAUGAUAAAUCUCAUCCUAGGUCAGAGCUAAUAUUUGCAAUUUUAGAUGAUGUUACAGCUAAAAUGAAACUUGACGUCGGUACAACUGAUUGGGAUUCUGAUAUUGAAGAAAUAUGCUUAUUGUAAACCAUCUAAGAAGCUUCCAUAAUAUUAAGUAAUGUUGU
Messenger RNA from Olea europaea var. sylvestris, 2042 nucleotides. Its product is annotated as pentatricopeptide repeat-containing protein At5g08510-like. Gene Ontology annotation, biological process: RNA modification. The record is from RefSeq and is a predicted model, not a curated record. Bases 469 to 2004 code for a protein of 511 amino acids. Lineage: Eukaryota; Viridiplantae; Streptophyta; Magnoliopsida; Lamiales; Oleaceae. The transcript is spliced from 2 exons. Gene Ontology annotation, molecular function: protein binding; RNA binding.